GAAAGUGUAAACUGGUGUCACGUCAGUUAAGUUUUUUUUUUUUCUGUAAGUUGAAUAGGGAAGGUGUAGGACGUAGCGUAAGCUUUUUGAACUGCAAGAGUUUUACACUUCCUUCACAACUUGAAUACGGAAGGCGGUCUGGAGGAAGCUACAUAUUUUACUUCAUAACUUGUUAAAUAUGUUUUUUUUUGUUUUUUUUACACAUGUAUCGCUUCACUUCAGAAGGCUUUUAUUAACCCCUGGAGCCGUGUGGAGUUCGUUUAUGAUGGAUGUGGAUGGAGACACUUUCUUCAGCUCUUGACCCCUGUUCACUGCCAUUAUAAAGCUUCAGGAUGCGCCAGAAUAUUUAUUAAUAUUUCUCUGAUUGUGUUCAUCAGAAAGAAGAAAGUCAUACACACCUAGGAUGGCUUGAGGAUGUUGAGCAUGAAAGCGCAGAUGGAUGUGAUCUGCUGUAAAUCAGUAGGAACUGAUCUGUCCAUGCUGGAUAUUGAGGAUUUCAUCAGUGAAAUCUGUCAGCUGAAGAAAGAGGUGGCGUCACUGGAGGCAAAGCUGAGAGAAAGAGGAGACAAACCCAACAGAGAGGAUCUGGAGAAGGUUUCAGUGUGUGUGACUGACGGGACAGAAGCUCAGGAUUCAGUCUGGAGAUCCAGAGACACACAGGACUCAGAGCUCAGCCUCACUUUACUGUGUUAUACUGACGCUCAGGAUCAUGGAUCCGCUGAUCAAACCUCUGACUGUAACGCUGGAGAACAGCAGAUGCUGCAGACGCCGCUGAAGAUGUGCUCCGUCAAACUGGUGGACUGCAGGAACCUGAUAGAGAGCAGAGGAGAAAAAACCACAGCAGAGGAACAACAACAGAGACAUGAGGAGGAAGAUGAAGAUCAGAAUAAUGAUGAUGAUGAGUUUAUUCCUGCAGGUGAGAAUGGCAGUUCAUCUUCUGAUGGAGAAACAACCUCAACAUCAAAAGAUCAGCUGAAGGUCAAGAGUUUGAAUCAAGUAUUGUUGCUUCAUUGUUACUAUGUCUUUUAAGUCUGUGACAAGCAGGGAGGGACGAGAGCCAUGAGGGAACGGCGCAAUGCCAGUGGCGUGAUUGCUAAAGAGCGUCACCUGCGCUUGGCACCGGUCUCGUAUCUCUCACGGAGGAGCUCCAGAAGCAUAAAUGGAGGAGCGACGACAGUGAAGGACGAGACAGGACCAGGCCUGGAUUUUAUGUUAAGUGACCUGUCAUGUCCAGUGUAGACAGCUGUUGCGGCAUGACUCGAUAAUGGUUGCGUCCCUUUGGUAACACUAUCUGACUAAUUAUGAGUAAAUAACCACUGCCAUUCCUUCCUUAAAAAAACAUUUUCUGAUAUCAAGAAUUGAUCUCUGACCAGGAAUCCAUACUUACUUAUUUAGUUGAAGAAUGUUGACAGUUAAGCUGAACCUGAACACAAACAUGUUAGUAUGUUGAUAAGAUAAAACCCACGCAGAACAUGAGGAAAAGUUCAUAACAAGUACCUUACUAAUUUACCAGUGUAGCUCUUUAUGUUCACAGUUUAGGACGUUUUACCAUCCUUAAAAUGACAAAUUGUGGUAAAGAUUGUAGAAUAUCAGCCUUCAUUGCUGUCUGUCUGUAUAUAAUUUGUGCUAUUUCAAAUGUUAUUAAAGAAAAACUUUUAACAAUAUCUGUGCUUUCCAGCAAGAAUUAGUUUCACUAUGUUGCCAUACAAAUUUGGUAUUGUAAAAAUGUCACAUAUUGUAUUCUUUCCUACAGGAUGUUUCAUGACAAUAUGAUCUAGAAAGGGCCAUUUCACCACUACAAAAUACAAAAUACGUCAGUAGUAGAUAAACAACUGGAAUUACUUUUUUUUCUUGCUCAUGUUUUGAUUGGUUAAACUGCCUGUGUGACGUGCACUUGUGCCAUAUAAAGUUUUCACUUCAGUUUGAGUGACACUCUGUUUUACAGUUUAACAAACCCUGCAUGCUUAAAAAUAAUAAAAACAAGUGAUUUAUUCACAGCUUUCUGUUAAGAAUUCAAAACCAAACAGAAACAAAAUGAGUGAAAAAGUACCUCUAAUUUCAAAAGAAGAUGGCAUUAAUUUGGCAGAAAUAAAACCAUCUGCUGCAGUGAGUCAAAUUAAAAAGACGUCACUGAAACUCUCUCGCCUACACAAAUCAGAGGCUCAUGGGAGGACACAGAAAAGGACAGAAGACAGCACAAUAGCAAUUCCAGCUGAACUCAGGAUUGUUCUGGUGGGUAAAACUGGAUCAGGAAAGAGUUCAACGGGAAACACCAUCCUGGGUCAAAAGCAUUUUAAGGAGGAUGUUUCACCAGUGUCAGUUACUAGAACCUGUGAGAGAGGAGAUGUAAAGUUGGGUGACCGGAUCAUCUCAGUCAUCGACACUCCAGGACUGUUUGAUACGACAAUGUCAAAACAGAAAAUGAAGGAUGAAAUAGUGGAGUGUGUUUACAUGUCUGUUCCUGGUCCUCAUGCAUUUCUGCUGGUCAUCAGACUGGGUGUGAGGUUCACAGAUGAGGAGAAAAACACAGUCAAAUGGAUUCAGGAGAACUUUGGAGAAGAAGCUACUUGUUACACCAUCAUUCUGUUCACUCACGCUGAUUAUCUGAGGGGGAAACCAUUAGAUGUGUAUGUCAGUGAAAGUAAAGAUCUCCAGGCUCUUGUUAAUGAUGUUGGUGGCAGAUUUAUCUCAUUCAAUAAUGAGGACAUGGAGAACCGCAAUCAGGUCACAGAACUGCUGAUGAAGAUUGAGAAGUUGGUGGAGGUGAAUGGAGGAAAGCACUACACUGAUGAGAUGUACCAGGAUGCUCAGAGCAGGAUACUAGAUAGAAAACGGUUCUGUAAGUGUGUUUGUGUCUUUCUUUGUCUUUGAAAAAUGUUAUCAAAUGAUAAAGUAUGUUAUAUAUAUAUGUUUCCAGGGGCAUAACUCAAAUUUUUUCCUUGAUGACAUAUAUAAAAAUAUCAACAAAGCUUUUUUUUUUUUUUUUUUUUUUUUACACCAAACAAUUCAGUCUACACUUAUCAGUUCGUAAGAUGUAAAUAAACAUACAAGCCAGUUCGUAAGACGUAACCUAAGAUGUAAAUAAACAUAAACCACACUGUGCAUGUGCAAUAAUGUAUUUUUGAAUGUGAUUUACAAUUGAGGCUGUCAAAAAGGCUUAAAAAAUAAAUUCUUAACUUACAUACUAAUAUUACCAUUUAGAUGAAUUUUGGUCAGGUGAACAAAAGCUUCUGGCUUGUCUCCUAAAUCCACAAGAGGGCGCAAUGAUCAAAAUAUAGUGAAACUAAAUUGAGUACUGCAUUAAAUUGUUUAAAGCAAUGAAAUAACAUGACUGUCUAUUUAAACCUGUAUAACGUUUUAAAUUGUCAUAGGCUACAUAAAACAAAUAUUAUAUCAUAAAUUGCAUACAAUUAUAUUAUAAACAAACAACAAUUAUAAACAAAACAGCACCAUGUUCUUAAGAAUAGUUUAAUGCAAAGAACAUACAGAACACAUUUUUGCAAUAAAAACAAGAGGCAGUGAAAAAAAUUACAAUGUCUCACUUUUUUUAUUUAUAACUUUAACUCUACGCUCCGUUCAAAAAAACAUUCGCAAAAUACGAAAGCGACGUCAAAGACAUCUGUCUAGCGCAGGGUCUGCAAUCUAUGACACGCAUGCCAACGUGGAGGGAUAACCGCUGCUAUGUGAGCAAAAGCAAUAGGUGUAUGUAUUUUAUUUGAAUAAAGAAUAUUGCACAUCCAUACUGAUCUGCAUUUGAUGUAAUCAUUCCUCGUUGUCACACAGCUUGUUAUUAAGUUAGGAGCUAUAAAUACUAUUAAACUGCGCAAGUUAAGAGUGCAGCUCUAACAAACCUGCUGCGCAUCACAAGACACCAGAAGAAUGACGCAGAUCAAGAUGUAUCAAAAAAGUUAAGUCCGUUUUGCUUCUGACUCACUGCGCGAUCGGGUAGAUUGGUGUAACCCCUUCUGUUCGAACCGCCCGCUUUAAGCGGGACUCGAACCCGGGUCCGCCGGCAUGGGAGUCGAGCACCCUAACAAGGAGGCUAAAGACCGCAGUCCCGUCAGUCGCUAGAGCGCCUCUUGAGAUCAGGGGAGUGAGGUUUACACGCACAGCUCUUACCUUACCGGCCUACGUCGUUACAUUGGGCGGAUUUGAAUUUGAUCGUGCGGGUGGACAAAAUUUGGACAGGUUUGGGGUCAGUUUGCCGGUUUUCGAAUAUCUAAAUUGUUUGUUAAAUGAGUUUAAAUGUAGGUACUAUUGUAUGCAUGAAUAAAAAUUGUAUAAAAAUGCUGUAUUUAGAACUGUAUUCAUUCAAAAUAAACAUUUGUUUUGUUUAUUUUAAAGAUUUUUAAGUUAAUAUGGAAAUAUUAAACCAUGUAUGAAGUAAAAAUAAGCUAGUAUUCCUUCUCUAACAUAAAUCGACCAUAAUGUUGAGUUAAAUGAGAAACCCAACAUGCUAAAUAACCGAUGGUUGGGUUAGUCCAUAUUGGGUUUUUUUUUUUUUUUUUUUUCAACCCGAUGGUACUUAGAGUGUACAGUAAAGAGUGGACUAACAGUCAAUACAUGAAUUGUUGUGGGAGAUGACUUGAAGGCUAUUUGUAAAUACAUCUGUAACUCUAAGAGCACAGUUGGAUGAUUUAAGGUCUAUGCCAGGCCUUUCAGUCAGAUUGAAAUUUCAUUCAAAUUGAAUUUGCAUAAAAGCUUUUCAAACUGAGCCAUCUAUCCAAUUAGUAAUGGAUUAUUAGGUUGCGUGUAAAUCUCUAGUUUCAUUUGCUGUACCGAAAUCAUUAACUCUAAUUAGUCUACUUGUUUUUAAUAUCUGGAUUGUAAUUGCUCUGCUUUAUUUGA
Messenger RNA from Ctenopharyngodon idella (grass carp), 4848 nucleotides. RefSeq names its product GTPase IMAP family member 9-like. Gene Ontology annotation, molecular function: GTP binding. The record is from RefSeq and is a predicted model, not a curated record. The coding region runs from base 2035 to 2871 and encodes 278 amino acids. The transcript is spliced from 7 exons. Lineage: Eukaryota; Metazoa; Chordata; Actinopteri; Cypriniformes; Xenocyprididae.